CCCGUGUCGUCGACGUCGUGGCUGUUGAUUUUCUUCGUGGUUUACCGGUCGCUUCAAAAGUAACCGGCUUGUCAUUGGGUCUCUUGCAUAUAUAUAUAUAUAAGCACGCAGAAAACUAUAUAUAUAUAUAUCGAUACAUAUAUUUUUCCUCUCCCGUACAGACCCAAAAUUUUUAAAUGGCACACGCAACAUAUGUAUAUAUUUAUAUUUGUGUACCUACGUGUAUAUACGUAACGUGAAUUAUGUUCUAUGGUGUCGUGACACGAAGACGUUAAUGGAUUAUAACAAAAAGAGAGUGACAGCUGCAUCUUGCUACACAAAAAUUCCUUUGCUACUUGGAUACGUUAUUUAAAUUUAUUAUCAAGCUUCGUAGGCUUCGUACCUUAACAAUUUGACGGCCAGGGGCUGAAGUGCAAUUUGAAAAAAAAAUAUGAAAUUUUAUCACGGUGACCUGUCAGACCGUUCGAAUCCUUUGUAUUUAUCGUUGGAACUCGUCCUACUGUCUGACAAUGGUAGCAGCAUGUAUUCUUGAUGCGACCGAGUGAAGUACGUGAAGAUAGGGAAAAAAAAUUUUUGAAAAAAAUCAAAACCAACUGGGUCCAGACGCUUUUCGGAUGGUUCGAUAAAUCAGUGUUAAGAACGUCAGUCGAAUUACUGAGCUUGCAGCUGUUCUUCGUCAUGAUCAAGAAACUAUGAGGAUCCUUGGAGAAAUUGCGAUAAAGUCGACCGAGGGACAGUCGGGAUUUUUGAAGUCUGGAUGAACGUUGGGUCGUCGGGCGAGUGAAUAGGGUCAGGACCGGUGAGCACGUUCCUGUAUCUUUUUCUUCCGACGGUGUCAACGGUGGCGGAUCGUAAGGAAAUAAAAAGUGGGAGGAAUCCGUCAAGAUUGCUCGAAAGUCGUGUGAGAUCCGCAGAGUCGGACGAGCUGCAGAGAUUGGGGGUUCCAGCGUGAUGCAGCGGGCGGGCCCCGGCGGCGGGCCCGGGCCCCUAGGACUUCAGGGCCCACAUAGGUCCCUGAAGAUAUCGCCCGUCAAGAUCCAGGACGAGUGUGGCAAUCCCAUGUCACAGAAAGCCAGCAGCUCUCUAUGCGUGGGUUGCGGCAGCAUAAUUCACGAUCAGUGGAUCCUGAGGGUAGCACCGGAUCUCGAAUGGCACGCGUCGUGCCUGAAGUGCGCCGAAUGCCAGCAAUUCCUCGACGAGACUUGCACGUGCUUCGUACGCGACGGCAAGACGUACUGCAGGCGCGAUUACGUCAGGCUCUUCGGUACCAAGUGCGACAAGUGCAGUCAGUCCUUCAGCAAAAAUGAUUUCGUGAUGCGGGCCAAAACGAAAAUCUAUCAUAUCGACUGCUUCCGGUGCUCGGCCUGCAUGCGGAAGCUGGUACCGGGUGACGAAUUUGCCCUGAGACACGACGGCCUCUUCUGCAGACUGGACCACGACGUUCUCGAAGGCGGGAAACUCUGUUCGGGUCCUGGUGCCGUAUCCGGGAACGAGAACAACAACAACGCCUCCCUGACGAACAACAACAAUCAUUUACAUCCGAACGACGGUUCAAUGUCCGAUUCCGGAUCGGAGAGCGGUUCCCACAAGGCCGGCGUCGGCGGGGUACGCGGUACCGGAAGUCACAAGGGCGGUGGAGGCUCCGACGGGAAACCGACCCGCGUGCGCACGGUGCUCAAUGAGAAGCAAUUGCACACACUGAGAACGUGUUACGCAGCAAAUCCUAGGCCGGAUGCGCUGAUGAAGGAGCAGCUCGUCGAGAUGACCGGGCUGAGUCCUCGGGUGAUAAGGGUCUGGUUCCAGAACAAGAGAUGCAAGGACAAGAAGAAGACCAUUGCCAUGAAGCAGCAGAUGCAGCAAGAAAAGGACGGGAGGAAAUUAGGAUUCGGUGGAAUGCAUGGGAUCCCUAUGGUGGCCAGUAGCCCGGUUCGCCAUGAGAGCCCAAUUGGCAUGACGCCGUUGGAGGUUCAUGCAUAUCAGCCACCCUGGAAGGCGUUAUCCGACUUCGCCCUUAACACGGAUCUGGAUCGGCUGGACCCGAACGCGCCAUCGUUUCAUCAUCUGGUCUCCCAGAUGCACGGCUACGACCUUCAUGGAGCGCCGCAACCUCAGCUACCGCCGCCUGGGAUGCUGGGGGGUCCGAUGAACGAUGCUGGUGGCGGCGGAGGCCCCUUACCGCCUCCUGGGGCCCACCAUCAGGGUGCUGGAGGUGGGCCUGACAUGGGCCAGCAUCCGGACAGUACCGACAGCUACGUAACUUAUUUGGAAAGUGACAGCGACUCCCUUCAUCACGACACCGGAAGUCCAUAGUACAUCAUCAGGAUCUUCGGACACCUCUUCGUCGCGAACACUGCGCGAAUUUCAUGGCUCAUCGCUUCCGUUUACCUCGUGGCAGCUUUUCUGAAAAUUCAAUUAUACGAAAUUUACUGUUUUUACACAAUUAGAGGGACGAUUAUUUUACUGCUGUUUCGCACUGUAUUCUCGUGCGGAUUUUUACGAAUUUCUGAAAUUUACUUGGUCCUGCGAUUUAUGGCCAUAUGAAAUUUUGCUCUUUGGAGGGUGAGAGAGAGAGGGACAAGAAAUCGUUAGGAUUUUUGACAUGUACGAUUUUUUUUUGUCGACGAUGCUCAUUGAUUUCAAUUUUUUACGAGGACCGAGGGGAAGGAUAAAAUAUUUAAAAAGAAUAAUUCCUUUCAUUUGCAUUAUAGUCAUCAAUCACGUGACGUUCGAGGAGUGCGACUGUCAGAGAGCGAAUUGUACGAAUUUUGUAAAUAAAUAAAGAAAUAAGUAAAUAAUUAAGUACGAUAAAUUAAGUGAGGAUGGUGAACGCGUGAGUGGGAGAGAGAUAGAGAGAUUAACGUUUAAAGUCAUUACCGCAAAGGCCGAGAAUAGCCGAGACACGAACCCCACGUUAACCACGUGGUCACGUAAAGUAUUGGAUGGUUGAACGAUGGUAAAUAUACUCAGGCCCACAAAGAAUAAUAUAGUAUAAUAUAAAUAGAAUUGAAUGACGUCAAUCCACGUUGUAAUUACUAUUAUUGUAUUACUAUCAGAAUAUGCAGUAGCUACAUCGAAACUAAUCACUGGCAACAACGUGCUCUUUCGAAUGGAGAUGCACACUAAAAGUGAGAAAAUCGAUCGGUAUAUCAGGAAACGGCAAUGGAUCGUAAGAUAAAAGACACAGAGACGUUACGACUGUAUUAUAGGUAAGGAGGAGCCACAAGGAAAGGGGCACAAGAACCCGACCUUGUUAUUCGCGAUACCAAAGCGAUUUAUGUAAAUAAAAUGAAUAAGAAGGAAUUUUAAAACAAGAAAAGAAAGAUAGAACUGCAGGGACACACUCAUUGCAUUUAUUAUGCACAGAACGAAUUAUUUCGAUGCAAAGGUGGACACGAGUCUAUUUUGUUUAAUUUUACGUAAAUUGUAAGAGAACGGUGUGAAUCAGAGAAAAAAGUUAUUUGCCAAAAAUUCAGAGCAAGAAAUUAAACGCUUUAUUCAUUGUUUAGGCGUACCUUGGGUUUUACUGAAUUCGUUCUACGUUAUCUCUCCUAAAUAAUAAUGACGGUUAGGAUAAAAAUGUUGAUGACGAUGAUGGCGAAAAUUUUUAGGUUUCAGACACGUACGACGUUUGUUCGGAUCAUCCUCGAAUUUGUAUAAUAUUUCUAUGCCGGCACGAUAUAUGCAAUAAAGUGUCGAAGUAA
Cephus cinctus (wheat stem sawfly) is the source of this 3701-nucleotide messenger RNA. It is a transcript of the gene tup, whose product is annotated as insulin gene enhancer protein ISL-1. Gene Ontology annotation, cellular component: nucleus. Gene Ontology annotation, biological process: neuron fate specification; axonogenesis; positive regulation of transcription by RNA polymerase II. The record is from RefSeq and is a predicted model, not a curated record. Gene Ontology annotation, molecular function: DNA-binding transcription factor activity, RNA polymerase II-specific; cis-regulatory region sequence-specific DNA binding. Bases 952 to 2310 code for a protein of 452 amino acids. The transcript has 6 exons. Lineage: Eukaryota; Metazoa; Arthropoda; Insecta; Hymenoptera; Cephidae.